AAACAAAUUAAAAAAGACAAGUGGAAAUACAGUAAAAUUUUUAACAACCCCAAACCCCUAUGGUCAAAUCUGAAAAAAAAAAAAGGGUCUGAUCCAUCCUGUGUGCUUCCUAAAACGUCUAGAAAGAAACCCAAGUAUAUAAGUAGCGGAAUUCUUCCCCCAAAAAAGCCAUAGUUGGUGAAUUCUUGACUCUCAAAAAAGAUAGGAAAGUAGAACUUAUUAGAAAUCAUCAAAACAAAAAAAAUUUCAUCACUCUCCAUUUUUGAUGUUCUUCCUCCAUUAAAAAUUCAUCACUCUUCAUCCCAUUAAACUCCACCUUUUUUUUUUGGGAGUAUCAUUUCUUCUAAGUUCAAAUUGGAUAUUGUCGGUAUUAGAACCUUCAAAAUAUAUUUGUCACAUUCAUGCAAAAUAGCAUGGAGACUCAACACCGCCAUUACCAUUCAGAUACCGAAGUUGUCGACCGGAAAUCGAGUUUCAGCGGUCCGUUAAACAAAAGGGGUAGCAAAAAGAGUGCCAGAUUCAACAUCCCCGGAGAGAAUAACAACGCCACCGCCGCCGGCGGCGGGAGCAGUGGAAAUUCCGGCAGCAUGGCCGGUGACGAUGCGUACGUGGAAAUCACGCUGGACGUAUCUGACGACACGGUGGCGGUUCACAGCGUGAAGACUGCCGGCGGUGGCGAGAUAGAGGACCCGGAGCUGGCAUUGUUGGCCAGAGGGUUGGAGAAGAAGACUUCGUUGGGUUCGAAUAUGGUCAGAAAUGCUUCGUCCAGAAUCCGGCAGUUUUCUCAAGAGCUUAAGCGUUUCGCUUCUUUGAACCGAAGGCCUCCGAUGGGUAAGUAUGAUCGGACCAAAUCGGCUGCCGCUCAUGCUUUGAAAGGGCUUAAAUUCAUUAGUAAAACUGAUGGGGCAGCCGCUUGGGCCGCCGUCGAGAAGCGUUUCGAUGAGCUCACCGCCACCACCAACGGGUUGCUUCCCCGUUCAAAGUUCUGGGAAUGCAUAGGAAUGAACAAGGACUCCAAGGAUUUUGCGGAGGAGCUAUUUGAUGCACUUGGUAGGAGGAGGAACAUCACCGGAGAUUCCAUCGACAAAGCACAUCUUAAAGAGUUUUGGGACCAAAUUUCAGAUCAAAGCUUUGAUUCCCGACUUCAGACGUUCUUUGACAUGGUCGACAAAGAUGCUGAUGGCAGAAUUACUGAAGAAGAAGUGAAAGAGAUUAUUAGCCUAAGUGCAUCAGCCAAUAAGCUCUCCAACAUUCAGAAUCAAGCCGAUGAAUAUGCAGCAUUAAUCAUGGAGGAGUUGGACCCUAAUAAUAAGGGAUAUGUACUGGUAGAAAACUUGGAGAUGCUAUUAUUACAAGCACCAAGCAAAUCAGUAAGAGGGGAGAGCAAACUUCUGAGCCAAAUGUUAAGCCAGAAACUCAAGCCAACGGUGGACCACAACAUUUUCAGAAGAAGUUUGCAGAAUUUCAACUACUUUUUACAGGACAAUUGGCAAAGGAUUUGGGUGUUGGCGUUGUGGAUUGGGGUUAUGGCUGGGCUAUUUACUUACAAAUAUAUUCAAUACAAAAAUAGGGCUGCCUAUGGUGUGAUGGGAGCUUGUGUUUGCAUGGCUAAAGGAGCCGCUGAGACAUUGAAGUUAAACAUGGCAUUGAUUUUGCUCCCAGUUUGUAGGAACACCAUUACUUGGCUUAGGAACAAGACUAAGUUGGGUGCUGCUGUUCCCUUUGAUGACAACCUCAAUUUUCACAAAGUGAUCGCGGUGGCAAUUGCAAUUGGAACCGGAAUCCAUGGAAUUGCUCACUUGACAUGUGAUUUUCCAAGGCUACUUCAUGCAAGUCCGGAGAAAUACAAGCCAAUGAUCCAAUUCUUUGGAAAACAACCCACAAGCUAUUGGCAUUUUGUGAAGAGUGUGGAAGGAAUCACAGGGCUUGUUAUGGUGGUUUUGAUGGCCAUAGCCUUCACUUUAGCCACACCUUGGUUCAGGCGUGGAAAGUUCAAGAACUUACCAAAGCCCCUCAAGAAGCUUACUGGUUUCAAUGCCUUUUGGUAUUCCCACCACCUCUUCGUUAUUGUUUACGCCUGCCUCAUUGUUCAUGGUAUCAAGCUAUACUUGACCCACAAAUGGUACAAGAAAACGACAUGGAUGUAUUUGGCUGUUCCUAUCACACUUUAUGCCUGUGAGAGGCUGAUCAGGGCAUUGAGGUCGAGUGUCAAGCCUGUCAAAAUUCUAAAGGUGGCGGUAUAUCCAGGAAACGUGCUAGCACUUCAUAUGUCAAAGCCACAAGGAUUCAAAUACAAAAGUGGUCAAUAUAUGUUUGUCAAUUGUGCAGCUGUUUCCCCCUUUGAGUGGCAUCCGUUCUCCAUAACUUCAGCGCCUAGAGAUGACUACUUGAGUGUUCAUAUUCGUACUCUUGGCGAUUGGACCAGACAACUUAGAGCUGUUUUCUCUGAGGUUUGUCAGCCACCACCAACAGGGAAAAGUGGACUACUCAGGUUCGAUCAGUCGCCUGAACUUCUCGAAGGAGGAAUGGAGAAUAAUCCUAAUUUCCCUAGGGUGUUGAUUGAUGGACCAUAUGGAGCACCAGCACAAGACUACAAGAAAUACGACGUCGUGUUGCUCGUCGGGUUGGGUAUCGGAGCAACUCCGAUGAUCAGCAUUGUGAAAGACAUUGUGAACAACAUGAAAGCCAUCGAAGAAGAAGAGAAUUCUCUAGAAAAUGGCAGUCGCACACCUUCUCCAUUUGGAAGUCCCAUGACACAAAAGAGGAAAGUCGGAUCAGGAAGUGGAGGGAACUUCAGAACAAAAAGGGCUUAUUUCUAUUGGGUGACAAGGGAACAAGGCUCAUUUGAUUGGUUCAAAGGUAUAAUGAACGAAGUCGCGGAAACGGAUAAAAAGGGAGUCAUUGAAAUGCAUAAUUAUUGCACAAGUGUUUAUGAAGAAGGUGAUGCAAGAUCGGCUCUUAUUACCAUGCUUCAAUCCUUAAACCAUGCUAAAAAUGGAGUGGAUGUUGUUUCGGGUACCCGGGUCAAGUCACAUUUUGCCAAGCCAAAUUGGAGGAAUGUCUACAAACGAAUUGCCGUCAAUCACACGAAUCAAAGAGUCGGUAAGUUUUCUUUUCCCCCAUCCAAUAUAAGUUCUCUUUUUUUUUCCUUAAAAAAUUAUAACAUUUUUUUAGGGUUUGAUAUUUUUGUCACAUGCAUCGAUUUGUUGACAUCAUUAUGUGUUACCUUUUAAUGUUCUUAGUCCUUAGCCGUGUCUUUUAAGAAAAUGGGAUCAUGAAUCUACUAACUAAUUGGAUUAUGAAAAUAGGCCUAAGCUUUCACACAACUUUAUUUUUUAUUCUUGGUAUACAUUUUCUUAAUAAUUUAAGUACAAAGCAGACAUCUAACCUAUCCUAAAAAGCUUUUUGUUCUUGGAUAGAGAUGAUCAAUAAUGCUUUUGGCUUCUUCUUUGUUUUUACAAAAAAAAAAAGGGGUAUUGGCCUUUUGGGUAGUCAACUUAUUUUAUCUUAUAUACGUUAUCAUUACACAAGGUUUGGUUUAAGAUCAUGACUUCCACUAAAUGAAGCAUUUAGUCAUUAAUCUAUACCACCAUAUGUCUUUUGUACAAUACCAAAACAAGUGAGAAAAAAUAUUUUUAACUCAAAAGUGUAUUUAUUUAAGGUUAACGACAGAACAGGCAUAUAAAAAAAAAAUAAAAAUCGCCUCCAUGGAUUUUUAAUAUUUGAGUGGUUUUGCUUUUGUUGGAUGAUGAUGACAACCUUCAAUCAUGCUUGCAUUAUAAUAUAUGUGAAACGCAUGAAUCCACUGCUUUUACGUUUAUCUACCUCAUUGGUGAUAUUCUUAGCUAACUUUGUUAAAUGGUAUUAUCCCUAAUAUCGUUUUCUGAUUAGUACUUACAUUUUAUUUAUUUUUUUGGCUUUUUGGCAGGGGUAUUUUAUUGUGGGGCACCAGCACCAGUAAAAGAGUUAAAACAGCUAGCCUCCGAUUUUUCUCAUAAGACCUCCACCAAAUUCGAAUUCCACAAAGAAAAUUUCUGAUCGGAAUGGAGAAUAAUUAUCAAUUGAGAAGAAGAAGAAGAAUCUUCAAGACCCCUAAUUUCAAACGAAGCUCAUAACUUCUAGAUCACUUGGCUCUCUCAAGUUGCACCCCCUAUUGUACAGUAACAAUGUAGCUGAUGAAUAAUUUCAAAUAAGUGCUGUUCAUGUCACCACGACUUUGAGGAAACCAAAAAAAAAAAAAAAGGAGAGUUAUCAUGGAGGCCAAAAAUCGUGGAAUUGGUCCUACGCCUAAUGCAAUGGUGGGACACCCCCCAUGAAUUUUGAUAGUGGUUUGGUGACGUUAAUUGUAUUGCUUAUUUCUUGACUGACGUGGUAUAGGUUCGUUGUUUUUUAAACAAUUCCAAUUUUUUUCCCCCCCUAUAGAUAGAGGUAUACGAUAUAUAUCAGAUCUAGAGAGAUAUGGCGAAGUAUAUACUGUUAAACUGUUAAGGAUGGUGUGAUUGGCCGGGUAAUGGGAGAAUGCCGACCACCAACCAAGUAUACUAGUAUAUUAUUGAUCGUUGUUACCUACGGAUUGUGUAUUUCUUUCAAUAUUCAAACUGUGGAGAUCGACCCUUUUAUUUUUAUUUUUUUGGUGUAAAGAUUUCAUUUGUGGUUUUCAGCUUUGUAAACAAAGGGGACCAAAAUAUAUGGUAAUAUCCCACCUCCCAUUUCUUCCGUCAACUCAAUACAAUUGCAC
Molecule: messenger RNA, 4738 nt
Organism: Oldenlandia corymbosa var. corymbosa
Lineage: Eukaryota; Viridiplantae; Streptophyta; Magnoliopsida; Gentianales; Rubiaceae
Source: the annotation of a GenBank genome assembly